AUGUUGUCCAAGACACUACUAUCCUCAGCCCUUGCGGCACUCUCUUUGUUGCCAUCUACUAGUCAAUUCAACAAACGCGAUCUUAAAUUCAACUAUGGCGGUGAGAAAGUCCGAGGAGUCAACCUUGGUGGUUGGUUUGUCCUCGAGCCUUGGAUCACUCCCAGCAUCUUCGAGGCAACGCCCGACAAUGUAGUGGACGAAUACACCUACUGCCAAACACUUGGCUCCACCGAAGCAUACAACAGACUCUCGAACCAUUGGAACACUUGGAUCACGGAAGACGAUUUGCACCAAAUCGCAGCCGCAGGCAUGAACCACAUCCGCAUUCCCAUCGGCUACUGGUCAAUCAUCAAAGACGACAACGCACCAUACGUACAAGGCGCAUACGAAUUCCUCGGUCGUGCAUUGGACUGGGCAAGCGGCGCAGGCCUCAAANCACCCUAUUCGCAAAACGGCUUCGACAACUCUGGACAAAGAGGCGGUGUUGGCUGGGGUCAAGGCGAUUCGAUCAGCAGAACCAUUUCUGCACUCAACAAGAUCCGCGAUGACAUGGGCAACCACCCUGCCGUCUCCACUAUUGAGCUUUUGAAUGAGCCAAUGGGUUCGUCGAUUGGCAUGGACAAGGUUCGCCAGUUCUACAUGGACGGAUGGGGUAAUCUCAAGUCUACCAACCUGGUCGUCACUUUCCACGAUGCCUUUGCUGGUGUCAAUUCUUGGAAUGACUGGGGUAGUGGCAUGUGGAACUUGCUGCUCGAUACUCAUCACUACGAGGUCUUUGACAGUGGUGUUUUGAAGAACGACAUCGGCACCCACAUCUCCAGCGCUUGCUCAUUCGGCGCCUCUAUGGCAACCAACAACAAGUGGACGAUCUCUGGCGAAUGGACUGGAGCGAUGAGUGAUUGUGCUCAGUGGCUGAACGGUAGAGGUGUCGGAGCAAGAUACGAUGGCACAUACAACUACAAUGGUCAAUCAUCAUCCUACAUCGGAAGCUGCGACGGCAAAUACCACGGCACAGUCGCUGGCCUCGAUGCCACCUACAGAGACAACGUCGGCAAGUUCAUCGAAGCUCAACUCGACGGCUACGAGAAGGCUGCCGGCUGGAUCUUCUGGACAUGGAAGACUGACCCUGGUCAAUGCAAUUAG
This is a messenger RNA of Aureobasidium uvarum, 1143 nucleotides long. The record is from the annotation of a GenBank genome assembly. Lineage: Eukaryota; Fungi; Ascomycota; Dothideomycetes; Dothideales; Saccotheciaceae.